Messenger RNA from Coregonus sp. 'balchen', 3268 nucleotides. NCBI's taxonomy places the organism in Eukaryota, Metazoa, Chordata, Actinopteri, Salmoniformes, Salmonidae. The record is from the annotation of a GenBank genome assembly.
CUAUAUAACAGUACUACUCUCCAGCUAUAUAACAGUACUACUCUCCAGCUAUAUAACAGUACUACUCUCCAGCUAUAUAACAGUACUACUCUCCAGCUAUAUAACAGUACUACUCUCCAGCUAUAUAACAGUAUAACUCUCCCCAGCUAUAAAACCCGUACUACUUCUCCAGCAAAUAUAACAGUACUACUCCCCCGCUAUAUAACAGUACUACUCUCCAGCUAUAACAGUACUACUCUCCGCUAUAUAACAGUACACUCUCCACUAUAUAAAAAGUACUACUCUCCAGCUAUUAACAGUUAUUUAACUCUCCGCUAUAAAACCCGUACUACUCCCCAGCAUAUACAGUACUACUACUCCCAGCUAAUAACAUUACUACUCUCCAGCUAUAUAACAGUAUACUCCUCCAGCUAUAUAACAGUACACUCUCCAGCUAUAUAACAGUACUACUCUCCAGCUAUAAAACAGUACUAUCUCUCCAUCUAUAUAAACAGUACUCUCUCCAGCUAUAUAACAGUACUACUCUCCAGCUAAUACCGUACUACUCUCCAGCUAAUAACAGUACUACUCUCCUCUAAUAACAGUACUACUCUCCAGCUAUAUAACAGUACUAUCUCCCCCUCAGCUAAUAACAGUACUACUCUCCAGCUAUAUAACAGACUACUCUCCAGCUAUAUAACAGUACUACUCUCCAGCUAUAUAACAGUACUACUCUCCAGCUAUAUAACAGUACUACUCUCCAGCUAUAUAACAGUACUACUCUCCAGCUAUAUAACAGUACUACUCUCCAGCUAUAUAACAGUACUACUCUCCAGCUAUAUAACAGUACUACUCUCCAGCUAUAUAACAGUACUACUCUCCAGCUAUAUAACAGUACUACUCUCCAGCUAUAUAACAGUACUACUCUCUCUCAGCUAAUAACAGUACAACUCUCCGCUAUAUAACAGUACUACUCCCCAGCUAUAUAACAGUACUACUCUCCAGCUAUAUAACAGUACUACUCUCCAGCUAUAUAACAGUACUACUCUCCACUAUAAACUUAACCCCAAAAACAUACUACUCUCCACUAUAUAACAGUACACUCUCCACUAUAUAACAGUACUACUCUCCAGCUUUUAUAACGGGUACUACUCUCCAGCUUAUAACAGUACUACUCUCCAGCUAUAUAACAGUACUACUCUCCAGCUAUAUAACGGUAUUUACUCCCCCACUAUAAAAACAUACACUCUCCAGCUAUAUAACAGUACUACUCUCCAUAUAACAGUACUACCCCCUCCAGCUAAUAACAGUACUACUCCCAGCUAUAUAACAGUACUACUCUCCAGCUAAUAACAGUACUACUCUCCAGCUAUAUAACAGUACUACUCUCCAGCUAUAUAACAGUACUACUCUCCAGCUAUAUAACAGUACUACUCUCCAGCUAUAUAACAGUACUACUCCUCCAGCUAUAUAACAGUACUACUCUCCAGUUUAUAUAACAGUACUACCUCUCCAGCUAUAAAACAGUACUACUCUCCAGCUAAUAACAGUACACUCUCCAGCUAUAUAACAUACCUACUCCCACUGAAUAAACAUACUACUCUCCGCUAUAACAGUACUACUCUCCAGCUAUUACAUACUACUCUCCAGUAUAUAACAGUAUUUACUCUCCAGCUAUAUAACUACUACUCUCCAGCUAUUAACAGUACUACUCUCCACUAUAUACAUACUACUCUCCACUAUAUAACUACUACUUCCCUAUUAAGUACUAUCUCCAGCUAUAUAACAGUACUACUCUCCAGCUAUAUAAUACUCUCUCCAGCUAUUAAAGUACUACUCUCCAGCUAUAUAACUCCCUACUUAACUCUCCCAAAUAUACAUUACUACUCUCCAGCUAUAUCAGUACUACUCUCCACUUAUAACAGUAUAUUCUCCAGCUAUAUACAGUACUACUCUCAGCUGAAUAACAGUCUACUCUCCAGCUAUAUAACAUACUACUUCCUUAUAACAGUAUACUCUCCAUUUAUCCUCUCAGCUAUAUAACGUCUACUCUCCAGCUAUAUAACAUUUAACUACUCUCCGCUAUAUAACAGUCACUUCCCUUAUUUUACAGUACUACUCCCACUAUAUAACAGUACUCUCUCCAGUGAAUAACAUACUACUCUCAUUAUCUAUACUCUCCACUUAUAACUUUACUACUCUCGCGGAAUACGUACUACUUUCCAGUAUAUAACAGUACUACCUCCAGUUAUUUUACUUAUAUAACAGUCUCUCUCCAUAUAACAUACUACUCUCCAGUAUAUAACAGUCUACUCUUCCAGCUAUAUACAGCCUCUCCACUAUAUAACAGUACUACUCUCCGGUAUAUAACAGUACUAUUUCUCCAGCUAUAUAACAGUACUACUCUCCAGCUAUAUAACAUACUAUUCCCAGCUUAUAACAUACUACUCUCCAGCUAUAUAACGUACUACUCCCCCCAGCUAUAUAACGUACUACUCUCCAGCUAUAUAACAGUACUACUCUCCACUAAAACAGUACUUACUCUCCACUAUUAACGUACUACUCUCCCACUAUAUACAGUACUACCCCCAGUAAACAGACUACUCUCCAGCUGAAUACAAUUUCUACUCUCCAGCUAUAUAACAGUACAAACUCUCCAGCUAUUUAACAGUACUACUUUUCCACUAUAUAACAUACUACUCUCCGCUAUAUAACAGUACUACUCUCCAGCUUUUUAAACAGUACUAUCUCCACUAAUAAAAGUACUACUCUCCACCCUAUAUAACAGUACUACUCUCCAGCUAUAUACAGUACUAUCUCCAGCUAUAUAACAGUACUACUCUCCCAGCUAUAUAACAUUACUACUCUCCAGCUAUAUAACAGUACUACUCUCUCCAGCUAUAUAAGUACUACUCUCCAGCUAUAAAACGUACUACUCUCCACUAUAUAACGUACUACUCUCCAGCUUAUAAAGUACUACUCUCCAGCUAAUACAGUACUACUACUCUCCAGCUAUAUAACAGUACUACUCUCCAGCUGAAUAAACAGUACUACUCUCCAGCUAUAUAACAGUACUACUCUCCAGCUAUAUAACAGUACUACUCUCCAGCUAUAUAACAGUACUACUCUCCAGCUAUAUAACAGUACUACUCUCCAGCUGAAUAACAGUACUACUCUCCAGCUAUAUAACAGUACUACUCUCCAGCUAUAUAACAGUACUACUCUCCAGCUAUAUAACAGUACUAUUCUCCAGCUGAAUAACAGUACUACUCACCAGAGAGACACAUAA